Messenger RNA from Penicillium verrucosum, 309 nucleotides. RefSeq lists its product as uncharacterized. NCBI's taxonomy places the organism in Eukaryota, Fungi, Ascomycota, Eurotiomycetes, Eurotiales, Aspergillaceae. The transcript has 2 exons. The record is from RefSeq and is a predicted model, not a curated record. The coding region runs from base 1 to 309 and encodes 102 amino acids.
AUGACCUCGAUUAUCACCUCCAUCAAGGACCUUAUUACCUCCGUAUUUGAGGUGAUAUUCUCUGUGGUUAAGAACACGCUAGGUUCGGGGUAUCAGUUACUCCUGGCUUUCGUCGACUUCUUCGCCGGUAUUCCAAAGAUGUUAGAGCAUAUAGUGAAGGGCAGUUCGGAAGCUGUAGGCGGAGUCAGGACAUUCAUUACCAGUAACAUCGUCAUUAUAGCUAUGAUCGCUCUCGGCAGUUAUGGCUACCUGGUAUAUCUACGCCGUGAAGGUCGCCCGGUGCAAGAUGGGACCAAGAAGUUGAAUUAG